Messenger RNA from Seminavis robusta, 1767 nucleotides. The record is from the annotation of a GenBank genome assembly. Lineage: Eukaryota; Bacillariophyta; Bacillariophyceae; Naviculales; Naviculaceae.
UGGUCUUCCUUAUUCCUUACCAUACGGCGGUACGGUACCGGCGACCGUAGCUUGCAGUAUUGUACGGUAGCCAGUCUACAAUAGUACGGUUGUAGCUUUCAUCCUUGCUUUGGUCGAGCGAAGGCCCUUAAAUCUUUUUUGAUGCGCGAGGAUGGCCGCAGCCAAAGGAUCCGACUGUUGAGCCUGCCAAAUUUGCGAAAAAAAAGCAUCCUCCAACCAACACGGCACGACAACUGAUCACUACAAGAGCGAAGUACGGUUCCACAAGCAUAAGCAUUCACACCCGACAUUAGCAUCAGUACCAGUAGCAGUGGCACGAGCCAAGCCAUCAACCACAAUGAACGAUCGAUUGGGAGACCUAGGCGCUUUUGCAGGCGAUGAAGAUGAUGACGAUGCUCAGUUCGAUGAUGAAGCUGGAGGCGACAUAGAGAUGCAAAAGCCACAGCAGCCAAAUUACAUGGAUCAUUUUUUCAGUGAAGUGGACAAAAUCAAGGAAGAUAUCGAGCAUGUUAAGAAAGCCACGAGAAAGAUUGGUGAUAUCAAUGAAGAGGCUCUACAGGCGACUACCACAGAUAAAGAAAACGAACUGAGUAGCAAGCUGAAGCCUCUGAUUGACGGUACCAAUAACAGAGCGAAACGCACCAAAACCAUGCUGGGCCUCUUGAAAGAGGACACCAAGAAGUUGGAUUCAGAGGGUAAAAUCAAUUCUAGCGAUUUGCGUGUUCGAGACAAUCUCUGCAACACGCUCACCAGGAAGUUCAUUGAUGAGAUGAAAGCGUAUCAAAAUGCCCAACAAAAGUAUAAAACUGAUAUCAAGAAGAAAGUGGCUCGGCAGGUGCAAAUCGUCAAACCAGAUGCCACUGAUGAGGAUAUUGAUGCUGUGAUGAGGAGUGAGGGCGGCCGAGACGCGCUAUAUCGUGAGCAGAUUCUUGCUGGUGGAGUAAACGACCAGAUCAAGACAACAUAUGCCAAAGUUGCUGGAAAGUAUCAAGAUGUUCUUACACUGGAAUCCAGCGUGGCAGAGCUGCAUCAGAUGUUUCUGGAUUUUGCAUUGCUCACGGAGCAACAGGGAGAACUUCUGGAUCAGAUUGAAUUCCAAGUCAAACAGGCUGGUGAUUAUGUAGAAGAUGCGAAUGUGGAUGUUUAUGAAUCCAUCCAAUACCAAAGCAGCAUUCGGAAGAAGCAAUGCUGGAUAAUGGCCAUUGUUAUUGUCUGUAUUAUUGUACUCCUUUUCGCAACUGGUAUCAUUCCGUAGGCCUCUUUCUUCAACAUCAAAUGAGAGUUAUCGUCUAAUCAAUUUUAAAACUCCUGCAAUUCCUCCACUACGGUAGAAUGCAUGUCAUUUUUGUCUUUCACUUCUUCUCUCAAGUGUGCUUUGGCUCUGGUUGAUUUCGAGCAUCACACUCUUUAUUUGGCUUCGAUGUAUCCCUGUAGGAUAGAGAUAGGGGAGAGAUUUCGCCGCCACGGCUGAGGCACACCCUGUCGAGAUGCAACAUCAACAGUGAGCCAAAAUGGUGCUCGUUGCUCACAAUAGCCUGGUGGUGGCACCCGUUUUGUGCAUUGGUGUAGCAAUGCGUUUUUCCUGCACGCCACGGAUCGUUGCUCGACUCAACUCGACCCGGACCGCGUGCAUUGCCACGAAUGCUGCGGUCGUCGCAUUGGAAGCCAACUAGCUAGAGUGGUACCUAGCUAGCUAGCUAGGAGACGGUUAAAAUUGGAUUAAUCAUUUUUCUGCCAUUCCAAGUUUAAAAGUGGUCUACUCUACUA